AUGUCCACCUUGGCACGUUCGGGAAAUGUGGCUACAAAAGUGAUUUGUGGAUCACAGCACCACACAAGCUUUGUCGUCGCUGCUCCUUCGUCUAAGGUAGUUACUCCAAUCAAGGAUGUCGUCACUGAGUUCAAAACUCCUGACUCUCUGCAAACGGCCGCAAGUCGCGGUACUAACCACGGAGGUCUGCUUUCAUCAAAUUUUGCCUUCAAAGGAAUAAAUGUGUCAUCACGGCGUUUGGCUCAUACCGACGUCAAAUUUCCGGACUUUUCUAACUAUCGUAGAGAGGUUACAUUAGAUACGCAGAAAGCUGCACGUGAUACCGAAGAUCAGCGGCGUUCGCUUGCCCAUGCUGUUUAUUACGGAGCUGGCGGUGUGAUGUCUCUCUGGGCUGCCAAAGAAAUAGCUCAAGUUUCGGUCUUAUUCAAGGCCAUGGCUGCUGAUCAGCGUGCUUUGGCCUCGAUUGAGGUGAAUCUGGAUGAGAUCCCAGAAGGCGUAACGAAGACGUACGAAUGGCGUGGAAAGCCUGUUUUCAUUAAGCAUCGAACAAAGGCCGAGAUCGCAAGGUGUGGACUGGCUUGA
Ostertagia ostertagi is the source of this 582-nucleotide messenger RNA. Lineage: Eukaryota; Metazoa; Nematoda; Chromadorea; Rhabditida; Trichostrongylidae. The record is from the annotation of a GenBank genome assembly.